CAUUUCUCUCUGAACCAAGGAAAAAGAAACAACCAUGAUGAAGCUAGUGGUGUUCAUGAUGUGCCUGCUGGCCACUACCUUGGCUGCUCCUGUGGCAGAGAGUGAAAGCAAUGAGGAAAAACAGGUAGCAGCACAUGCUAAUGAGGCCCUGAGGUGGAUGGAGAUGUACAGGAUGUACCAGCAGCAGGGAGUAGUUGGAAACCCCUUCCUGCCUGCUGCUGAUGCUCCUGCUGAUCCAGCUGGGGCAGCAGUGGUGGAUGCCGCACCCGCUGAAGUUGCACCUCCUGCUGCUGUUACUGCUGCAGACGCAUCGGAGGAGGAGAACGAGGAUGAAGGUGCUGCACCCAAAGCUGCAGCAGCCGGUGGUGCCCCCUUGAACUCUGAUGAAGAAGAGGAGGCCGAGGAGGUGGAGGCAGCCGAGGCUGAGCCAGCUGUUGAAGUGGCACCAGAAGAGCCUGCAGCAGAUCCUGAAGCAGCUGUGGAGCCAGCUGUGGUGGACGUCCCUGUAGAUGCUGCCACGGUUGAUGCUGCUGUUGUCGUUGAUGUGCCUCCUGUUGAUGUGGUUCCUGUUGAUGUGGUUCCCGCUGAAGUUGCCCCUUCAGCCCCAGAGGUGGCUGUGGAUGCGCCUGUCCCCGAUGUUGCUGAUGUCCCCGCUGAUGUCCCUGCUGCUGAUGUCCCUGCUGCUGAUGCUGGUGCUGCUGAUGCCCCCCUAGCAGCUGAGACAGAUACAACAGGGGUGGCAGCAGAUCCUGCUUUAGUGUAGUUAUAUAUAUUAUAACCAGCCUAAGUGCUCCUCUGUUAGCAGUUAAAGCAAUAGCUAGAAGCGGCAAUGAGAAGUUAAAGCAGCGCUAAAGGAUGACAAGCUGUGGCAUAUUGGAUAGAGAAGAGGAGAGUGUGCUUUUUGUUCAGAAUAGGCAUUUGUUAUCCUCUUCCUUUUGUCUUGAAUCAAAAUAUUUGUUGUAAUUCUGUUCUCAGUUUUUUACUUAUAAGUCACGAGUGUUUGUAUAAGAUACAAAUACA
Trematomus bernacchii (emerald rockcod) is the source of this 1020-nucleotide messenger RNA. It is a transcript of the gene enam, whose product is annotated as enamelin. The record is from RefSeq and is a predicted model, not a curated record. The coding region runs from base 35 to 763 and encodes 242 amino acids. Lineage: Eukaryota; Metazoa; Chordata; Actinopteri; Perciformes; Nototheniidae. The transcript has 8 exons.